AUGCCACUGUCGCAAUCCUCGGCCGCUGAGUGCGGCGUGAAGGCGCAGUCCUCAUGCGAAUGCCGCGCUGCGGCUGCAUGCGACUCCGGCGUGUGUUGCCAGACGACAGGAAACACCUCCUCUGUCUCCUCGACUGCCGCGUCUUCCAAUGUACCCAAGGUUUUCGGGUCCACAUACACCACAGAGUCGAGCCGCCCGCCGGCGCUGGCGACGGAUGCCGUGUUGGUGGUGUCGGCACCGCCCCCGGACGACGCGCUCGUGGCGAAGGGCGUGGAUUUCGAGAAAUGCCGGGACCUCGACUCGCUGCUGGACAGCUUUGAACAUAGCGGCUUUCAGGCGACUCAGCUCGGCCGCGCGAUCCGCGAAGUGAAGCGCAUGCUGGCCUGGAGGCUCUCCGACGAACCGAUCGCGGAAGACGACAUUGGCACGGAAUGGGAGGACAUGGAGAAGCGGAAAAACACCAAAUGCACUAUUUGGAUGUCUUUCACCUCCAACAUGAUCUCUUCUGGCCUGCGCGAGGUCUUCCGGUUCCUGUGCAAGCACAAACUGAUCGACGUCCUGGUCACCUCGGCGGGCGGCGUUGAAGAGGACUUCGUGAAGUGCCUCGCGCCGACGCUCGUGGGCGACUUUCAUCUGAAGGGCCACGACCUCAGGGAGAAGGGCUGGAACCGCGUUGGAAACCUCCUCGUCCCGAACUCGAACUACUGCCUCUUUGAGGACUGGAUCCAGCCGAUCCUUGAUAAAAUGGUGCAGGAGCAGAACGCGAAGAUCCGGCAAAACAUGGGCUCCCCCGACUUCUGCACGAGUGACGCCGUAUGGACACCAUCUGCCAUGAUCAAGCGCUUCGGAGAAGAGAUCAACAAUGAGGAUAGCGUCUUCUACUGGUGUGCGAAGAACAACAUCCCGGUCUUCUGCCCUGGUCUCACCGACGGCUCGCUGGGCGACAACCUGUACUUCCACAGCUACCGCAAAAGAGGGCUGAUCGUCGAUAUUGUUAAAGAUAUCCGAAGCAUCAACGACAUUGCGACAAAAUGCAGGAAAUCAGGCAUGAUCAUUCUCGGUGGCGGACUGCCGAAGCACCACACGUGCAACGCCAACCUCAUGAGAAACGGCGCAGACUUCGCUGUCUACAUCAACACUGGAUCCGAGUUCGACGGCAGCGACUCUGGCGCCCGCCCCGACGAGGCCGUCAGCUGGGGCAAAAUCACGACCGAAGCCAAGCCCGUGAAAGUUCACGGUGACGCCACGGUCUUCUUCCCCCUCGUCGUCGGCGCCACCUUCGCGAAGGAGUUCCACGAGCAGAAGAAAAAGAACUGA
Besnoitia besnoiti is the source of this 1317-nucleotide messenger RNA. RefSeq names its product deoxyhypusine synthase. Gene Ontology annotation, biological process: peptidyl-hypusine biosynthetic process. NCBI's taxonomy places the organism in Eukaryota, Apicomplexa, Conoidasida, Eucoccidiorida, Sarcocystidae. Gene Ontology annotation, cellular component: cytoplasm. The record is from RefSeq and is a predicted model, not a curated record. Bases 1 to 1317 code for a protein of 438 amino acids. The transcript has a single exon. Gene Ontology annotation, molecular function: deoxyhypusine synthase activity.